Gopherus flavomarginatus (Mexican gopher tortoise) is the source of this 3087-nucleotide messenger RNA. RefSeq names its product microtubule affinity regulating kinase 4 (gene MARK4). The transcript is spliced from 17 exons. Gene Ontology annotation, cellular component: cytoplasm. The coding region runs from base 395 to 2629 and encodes 744 amino acids. Gene Ontology annotation, biological process: intracellular signal transduction; protein phosphorylation; microtubule cytoskeleton organization. Gene Ontology annotation, molecular function: ATP binding; protein binding; tau-protein kinase activity. Lineage: Eukaryota; Metazoa; Chordata; Testudines; Testudinidae. The record is from RefSeq and is a predicted model, not a curated record.
ACCCCGCUCGCUCGCCCCGAUGGUUUCGCGCUGCCCGGUCAGGGCCGUUCCCGGCAGCCGCCGCCUGGCGUGAGCCUGCGGCUGGUGAGCGCCCGGAGCAGGAGCGGGAUGGCCGGAGCCCGCGGCUGGCUCUAGGGGCUCGGGUCCUAUUGCACCCGCCGCCCCCCGCCCGAGUCUCCAGCAUCCCCCCAGCGGGCGGCGCCCCGGAGCCGCGGGGGGUGCGGCCGCCCCUGGCCUUUGUGCGCGGGCGAGGGGCGCACGGAGCGGGGCUCCCCGGGGUGGGACCCACCGGCGCUGCAGCCCAUCCCUCCUCCUAGGCCAUGAGCGCCCCCUUCUAGCCGCGGAGCCGCGCGGGUCCCCCCCGGCCAGCCCCCGCGCCCGGCGCCCGGGGAAGAUGUCUUCGCGCACCGCCCUGGCGUCUGGCAACGAGCGGAACUCGGACGCGCACUCCACCCUGGCCAGCAGCCGCUCGGAGAAGGGCUCAUCGUGGUCCAGCCGGUCGCUGGGUGCACGCUGCCGGAACUCCAUCGCCUCCUGCACCGAUGAGCAGCCCCACAUCGGCAACUAUCGACUCCUCAAAACCAUUGGCAAGGGCAACUUCGCCAAGGUCAAGCUGGCCCGGCACAUCCUGACAGGCAGAGAGGUUGCAAUAAAAAUAAUUGACAAGACACAGCUGAACCCCACAAGCCUCCAGAAGCUCUUCCGGGAAGUGCGGAUCAUGAAGGGACUGAACCAUCCCAACAUCGUGAAGUUGUUUGAGGUGAUAGAGACGGAGAAAACACUCUACCUGGUGAUGGAGUAUGCCAGUGCUGGCGAAGUCUUCGACUACCUCGUGUCACACGGACGGAUGAAGGAGAAGGAAGCCCGGGCAAAAUUCAGACAGAUCGUCUCGGCCGUGCACUAUUGUCACCAGAAGAACAUUGUGCACCGAGACCUGAAGGCGGAGAACCUGCUGUUGGACGCCGACGCCAACAUCAAGAUCGCCGACUUCGGGUUCAGCAACGAGUUCACGCUUGGCUCCAAGCUGGACACGUUCUGUGGGAGCCCCCCCUACGCCGCCCCCGAGCUCUUCCAGGGCAAGAAAUACGAUGGACCCGAGGUCGACAUCUGGAGCCUGGGCGUCAUCCUCUACACCCUGGUCAGCGGCUCGCUGCCCUUUGACGGGCAGAACCUCAAGGAGCUGCGGGAGCGCGUGCUGCGAGGCAAGUACCGCGUCCCCUUCUACAUGUCCACAGACUGCGAGACCAUCCUGCGCCGUUUCCUGGUGCUCAACCCUGCCAAGCGCUGCACCCUGGAGCAAAUCAUGAAGGACAAAUGGAUCAACAUUGGCUAUGAGGGCGACGAGCUGAAGCCCUACAAGGAGCCUGAGGAGGAUUUUGGGGACACCAAGCGCAUUGAGGUGAUGGUGGGAAUGGGAUACACCCGCGAGGAGAUCAAGGAAGCCCUGAAUAGCCAAAAAUACAAUGAGGUCACGGCCACCUAUCUCCUGCUGGGCAGGAAGAACGAGGUGGAGGGGAGUGAGUCCCGCACGGGCAGCAGCCUCUCCCUGGCCCGGGUGCGGGCACCCAGCGAGGUUUCCAAUGGCACCAGCAAAUCGUCCUCCCAUGGCAAGAGCCAGCGCAGCUCCUCCACCUACCACCGGCAGCGGCGGCAUAGUGACUUCUGUGGCCCCUCGCCGGUCCCCUUGCACCCCAAGAGGAGCCCCACGAGCACUGGAGAGGCAGAGCUGAAGGAAGAGCGGAUGCCCUCGCGUAAGGCCAGCUGCAGCGUGGUGAGCAGCGGGCGCGGGAUCCCCCCAUCCAGCCCCAUGGUGAGCAGCGCCAACAAUCCCAACAAAUCAGAGAUCCCCGACCGGCGCAAGGACAGCACCAUCAACACGAACAACAUCCCGUCGAGCGUGAUGGCGCGGAGGAACACGUACGUGUGCACGGAGCGGCCCGGCGCCGACCGCCACUUGCUGCUGCACAAUGGCAAGGAGAACAGCUCCAUCACCAACCGGGUGCCCCCUGCGUCGCCCUCCAGCCACAGCAUCGCCACGUCCUCCUCAUCCUCGGACCGCACCCGCCUCUCGCGUGGCACCACCAUCCGCAGCACCUUCCACGGGGGGCAGGUGCGGGACCGGCGCGGGGCCGUGCAGAACGGGCCGCCCACCUCCCCCACGCUGUCCCACGAGGCCACACCACUGCCCCAGAGCCGCAGCCGUGCCACCUCCAACCUCUUCAGCAAACUCACCUCCAAGCUGACGCGGAGGGUCGCAGACGAACCUGAGAGAAUCGGGGGACCUGCGCUCACAAGUUGCAAUUUACCUUGGAAUCAAAAGGAAGCAGAACCCCGGCUGCUCCGAUGUACCUGGAAUGUGAAGGUGACCAGCACCCACCCCCCCGAGGCCAUGAUGGCUGCCCUGCGCCAGGCCACGGACUCGGCCAGCUGCCGCUGCCACCAGCUGGAGCCCUUCCUCCUGUCCUGCACGCACGCCAAGAGUGCCAGCGAGCACUUCUGCCACUUCGAGGCGGAGGUGUGCCGGCUGCAGCGCCUCGGCCUCACUGGCGUGCUCUUUCGGCGCCUGGCCGGCACCUCGCUGGCCUUCCGCACCGUGGUGACGAGCAUUGCCAGCCAGCUGCAGCUCUAGCGCCCUGGACGCCUCCCCACGCCCAGCAGCCUGCCUGGCCCCAUUGCAGGUGGGGCGUCCCCCCAGGCUCCCUGGCCUGGAGCCAGUGCAGCCCUGGGAUGGACCUGGCCAGCAGCUGGGCCUGUAGGGGAAAUGCCCCUGACCCCUCUGGCCUGUGAACCUGGCCUCUCCUCUUCUGGGCCUAGGCCUGGGGCCUGCCCUGCUGCUCAUGGGGGAUCACAGGGAGAGCACGGGCACCGGGCGUUGUUCCCCUCUGGGGCAAGGGGCUGGGCCUGGUUCCUCUGGGCUGGGGGCAGGCCCAGGGCUGCCCCACUGCCCAGCCUAGUGCAGCAGGGGGCUCCCCAGGCCAAUUGUGGGGUGUCACCGAGCUACUGGCCCUAGUAUGGGGGAGCACUCCCAACCUUACCAGGUGUUGGGGUGAUAACAUUGGCAGGGACCGGGCAGGGCCCUCUGGAAGA